This is a messenger RNA of Paraphaeosphaeria sporulosa, 1168 nucleotides long. Its product is annotated as short-chain dehydrogenase/reductase-like protein SDR. The transcript has 2 exons. Gene Ontology annotation, molecular function: oxidoreductase activity, acting on the CH-OH group of donors, NAD or NADP as acceptor. The record is from RefSeq and is a predicted model, not a curated record. Lineage: Eukaryota; Fungi; Ascomycota; Dothideomycetes; Pleosporales; Didymosphaeriaceae. The coding region runs from base 247 to 1029 and encodes 260 amino acids.
CGAGAGGCACUCGUCUAAACGAAUUGUGACUGCCGUCUGUGGGACGUCAAGUCUCAUUGUCGUUGUGACAAACGAUAAGAGCUCGCGCGAGUCAUGCACUACCUCACCCCUCCGCAUCCCACUUCAACCCCACUUACGCAAACAAACACCCCGCGACGCGUCGGACCACCUUCUAGGCGUGUCUUCGUCUUAAAAUUCCACGUCUCCCUUUCUUUCUCUUAAACUGAUUGCAUUGUUGUGCCCACCAUGUCGUACAAUUUCAAGGACAAGGUCAUCCUCAUCACAGGCGCCGGCAGUGGAAUAGGCCGCGCCACCGCCGUGAAACUCGCCUCCCUCUCCGGCACGCUCGCCCUCUGCGACAUAAACUACGACAAUCUCGAAGCCACAGCAAAACUAUGCGUCGGCACGCCCACGCCGCCUCUGCUGUCUGACGUCGACGUCUCCUCGGUCAAAGAAGUCCAGACCUUCCUUGAAGACACGCUCAAGAAGUUCCACAAAGUAGACCACGUCUUCAACUGCGCGGGCGUAAACCCGACCUCGAUCCCCCUCGAAUCCACGCCAGACGAAUACUGGGAGAAACUCGUUUCCGUCAAUCUAAAAGGCGUCUUCAACGUCACACGCGCCGCGAUCCCGCAUCUGACGCGCGGCUCCACCUUCGUAAACGUCUCGUCCAUCUCCGGCCUGAGGCCCUCCGCGCAGCAGGCCGUCUACUGCACCACCAAGUACGGGCUCAUCGGGUUCAGCAAGUGCAUCGCGCUCGAGCUCGGGCCGCGCGGGAUCAGGACGAAUGUCGUGUGUCCGGGGUACAUCGACACGCCUACGAAUGCGGGCAUUGUCAAGGGCGGGAGCGCGAUUGAGGGCAUGGUGAAUGGGAAUGCGUUACACAGGCUGGGCACGCCCGAGGAGGUGGCGGAUGUGGUGGCGUUUUUGAUGAGUGAGGAGAGCAGGUAUAUGAACGGGAGUGUGGUGGAGAUUGACGGGGGAGUAAAAAGCAACUCGGAUCCGCCGCCGGCGGGGCUGAGUAAGUGAGGUUGGAGCCAGGGGGAUGAAGGGGGCUAAUGGUGCGAUAGGUGGAGGCGGGGUUGAGAAGAGUAAGGUGUAGCUGGGGUGAAGUCGUAUUGAUGUGGGAGUAAUCGUAGGCGGACUGAAAUGCCGUACGGAGGCGCAU